Messenger RNA from Neolamprologus brichardi, 980 nucleotides. Lineage: Eukaryota; Metazoa; Chordata; Actinopteri; Cichliformes; Cichlidae. The record is from RefSeq and is a predicted model, not a curated record.
GUAAGGAGAGUCAGCGGCCCGUGGCCCACGAGUGUUUAGGGGAGGUGCUUCGGAUUUUGCGCCAGGUCAUCAACACUUAUCCUCUGCUCAACACCGUCGAGAUCCUCACUGCUGCCGGCAAACUCAUAUCCAAGGUCAAAGGUUUCCACUAUGAGUCCUCUAACGAGGCUGAUAAAAAGGACUUUGAGAAGGCAAUUGAAACCAUUGCUGUCGCUUUUAGUAGCAAUGUGUCUGAACUGCUGAUGGGAGAGGUGGACAGCAGCACGUUGCUCUCCUUGCUGCCUACAGAGAAGAGCAGAUCCAUGGAGAACUUGUACACUGGUUCUGGCCAUGGAGGAGAUGGUGGACAUUACAGGAGCGACCUGCAGGACAUGGGUAGAGCUGAGGAAGUGGAUGUCAUCCUACAGCACAGCGAGGGAGGAGUGGACUCUGCUCUGCUCUACGCCAAAACCAUUUCCAAGUACAUGAAGGACCUGAUGUGCUACGUGGAAAAGAGAACUUCACUUGAGACCGAGUUCUCCAAAGGCCUCCAGAGAUUAUACCAGUCUUCCAAACACAGUAUUACACAUCCCCACAUGCCUCUUUUCUCCAUCUACUCUCUGGCUCUGGAGCAGGACCAGGAGCAGAGUGUGGGCCUGCAGCAGGCCAACAACACCCUGCACAACCAAACAUUCAUUCAGCCUCUGAUGCAGCGUAAACAGGAGCAUGAAAAGAGACGUAAGGAGAUCAAGGAACACUGGAUUCGAGCUAAAAGAAAAUUGAUGGAGUGUGAGGCAAACCUGCGGAAGGCCAAGCAAGCCUACAUAGCACGCUGCGAGGAGUACGACAAGGCUAAAACGGCAGCCUGCCGAGCUGAAGAGGAGGGAGGGGGAUCCACAGCGAAGUCUGUGGAGAAGAAGAAACGAGUGGAAGAAGAGGCUCGCAACAAGCUCUCAAAACAUAAUCGCCAGUUUUGUAACAAUUCUGCUCUUGUUGUCUGA